Messenger RNA from Culex quinquefasciatus (southern house mosquito), 1227 nucleotides. RefSeq lists its product as uncharacterized. Bases 1 to 1227 code for a protein of 408 amino acids. Gene Ontology annotation, cellular component: axon; membrane; dendrite. Lineage: Eukaryota; Metazoa; Arthropoda; Insecta; Diptera; Culicidae. The transcript is spliced from 6 exons. Gene Ontology annotation, biological process: sensory perception of taste. The record is from RefSeq and is a predicted model, not a curated record.
AUGGCUCCGAACCUGGUGCAAAUGAUGUGGCACUCGAGCUUGACGGCACUGUGCCUGAUGGACCAUGUGGUCGGUUUGCUUCCGGUGAAAUUCGAUCGAAUCGCAGAAGGGAGACGUCGAUGCCGAACAGGGACGAGGAUUACUCGGCCACUGGUGACAGCCCUGGUGGUGCUCUGUUUGACGCUGUUGGCCAGCUACGAGUGGACUUCCGUUCUGCUUGCCGAUGGAAUCGACCAAAAGUACCUCAAACAGUGGAUUUCACUCGCAGUGAUGUGGGUGCUGAAUUUGUUUGUUGCCCUGGUUAUUUACUGGCGGCAGUUGGUGAAUAGUGGCCAGAUCCAAACGUUGAAUGACAGUUUUGCUCUGCUCGCCAGUCAGCACAGCGCUAAUACCGGUGCCUUCCGAUACCCCCCAUUGCGUCAUUUGGCCACCGUUCUCGCCCUGGAAUCGGUCGGCCUGGCCGGUCUGUGGCUGGUGAUUAACCCGAUGUAUCGCUCGUACUCGGCCUACGAUGGCUUCCUGUCGGUGGUUCUGAUGGCCCCGGUCACCGUUUGCUCGCUAACCGCCGUUCGUUAUUGUGUGAAUUUUUCAUCGAUCAACUGCAUUUUGGCCAACCUAAACCGUGACACCGGCGACCGGGUGCGUCACUUCCGCCGUCGGAUGUUGCGGGUGCGUGAAAAUAUUAGCGGAAAGGCGAAUGAAUUAGCAAUCGCGCAACUGGAGCUCGAAUUAAGCAAUCAUUUGGACAGGUUAAUUAUUCAUUACGAUAUGCUGGGCGAAACCGUGGCGGCGAUAAUUGAAAUGUACUCGCCGUCAAUCCUGUUUCUGGUUACGCUGGACAUUGGUCAGGUGACGUUCCAGCUGUACAUGUUUUACUGCUACCUGGCCCGGAGCUCUCCAAGCGGUGAUGACGGCGGCGAGCAUCUCCAUAAUGUGGCUUCCACGCUGGUUUCCGCCCUACUCAGCUUCCUGGAAAUAGUGCUGAUCGUGGACGGAACUGCAAAGUUCGCCGAGGGGACGGACGAUUGCAUUGAGCUACUGCAACGCAUCGGCAUACAUUUCAACACGGAGAAACUGGAGCAAAACAUUAGUGUUCUGUGCGAGCUGCUUCAUCACACCCAAGAGGCCACAAUCCGAUUUUACUGCUUUGCGAUGGACAGGUCGUUUCUCAUGACGAUUAUCGCCGCCGCGUGUUCAUACCUGAUUCUACUGAUGCAGACAGCUUGA